UAACAUGUGAAUAUGUGACGUUAGUUUAUUUAGUCACAUGUAAAUUAACAUUCCACAAGUUAAACAUCUUUUAUCAUUUAUACAUUUACCACACGUCAUUUCACAUGUGACGUCAGCUUGACAUGUGACGUCAGCUUGACAUGUGAAGAUGUGAAACUGGUGAUUAUGUUGUUUCCACAUGUGAUUUAUGACUUAGAAGAAGAAGAAUAAAAGGUGCAGAAGAGGAGGAGGAAUUAGAAAAGGGAGAGUGUGGAGUAUAGAAGAAGAAGAAGAACGAAAAAAAGACGACACAAAGAUGAUAAAAAGAAGAGUAGAUGAGGAGAAGGAGGAGGUGGAUGAUGAAGGUGGAGGAAGAGGGAGGAGGAUGAGGGGGAAGGACUGAAAGAGAUGGAUGUGGAGGGGAGAAUAGAGAGGGGGCAUCAGAGGGAGGAGGGGGAGACAGACUGAGGAGGAGGAGGAACAGGAAGAAGAGGAGGAAGGAGCAUCAGCAGCAGGACACACACACACACACACACACACACACACACACACACACACACACACACACAGAGGGACGGACUGUCGGCGGAUCACGGAGCCUCCGCCGCCGCAUCUGAGCUGCUGCUGCCGGACACAGAAGCAGCAGACCUGGCCGCAGACACGGAGCCAUGGCCACUGAAGACAGCCGAUCCACGGCCUGCACCGGCUCCAGCCUCCUGCAGCCGGUCAGCGAGAUCACCAACCUGCCGCUGGACCAGGUAAGAAGCAUCGGGACACGAGCCGGAGCUUCGGGGCGGAGACCGGCUGCUGCCCGUCACACACACCGCGCUAAAUGCGACACGCUCGGCCCGAGAGGGCAACAAACCCCGUGUGAUGAGAGCGGGGCAGACAGGCGGUGGAGCGAGCGGUGCAGCGGGCGGAGGUCCAACAUGGAUGGAGGCCUCGAAUCAGACACACAACAGACCGAGACAGCAGCCAUAUACACCGACAGAGGGAGGUGGAGGAGCACCAUCAGUGUGUGAACUUCGUGGUGUGUCAGCUCUGCGCUCUGCUGUCGGCCUUCUGGUUUCGUCUCUUCCUCCACCCCAGUAAAACCAGUCCAGUCAUCAGACACGUGGUGGCCACCCUGCUGGGACUCUACUUCGCUCUCUUCUGCUUCGGCUGGUACGCCCUUCAUUUCCUGGUUCAGAGUGGACUCACCUACGGCAUCAUGAUCCUGACCGGAGUCGAACAUAUGCACAAGUACUGCCUCCUGGUGGCGCUCAGCUAUCUCAGUCUGUGUCAGAUCACUCGAGUCUACGUCUUUGACUACGGCAUGUACUCUGCUGACUUCACAGGCCCCAUGAUGGUGAUCACACAGAAGAUCACCAGCCUGGCGUUUGAAAUCCACGACGGAAUGGCUCGCAAAGAGGAACAUCUGACUCCAGGACAGAAGAUCCUCGCCAUCAGGAGGAUGCCCACUCUGCUGGAGUACUUCAGCUACAACUGUAACUUCAUGGGGAUCCUGGCUGGACCCACCAGCUCCUACAACGACUACAUCGCCUUCAUCGAGGGAGACCCCCGUCGCCAUAGAGACCAGGAGGCUGACAGGAAGUCCAACAGCAGGCUGAGGCAGAGCGAGCCCUCACCAAAUACUGAGGUGGUCCGGAAAGUGGCCACCUCCUUCUUCUGCCUCCUGGUGUUUCUGUCGGUGUGUAAAGUUUUCCCAGUGGAACGAAACAUCGACGAUGAUUUCAUCGCCAACAUGCCCGUCUACGCUCAGGUGGUCUACCUGUACCUGUCCAUGCUGACCACCAGACCCAAGUACUACUUCGUGUGGACACUCGCUGAUGCCAUCAACAAUGCCGCCGGCUUCGGCUUCAAUGGCUACAACGAGGAUGGCUCUCCUCGCUGGGACCUCAUCUCUAACCUGAGGAUCCUCAACAUCGAGUUAGCGACCAGCUUUAAGGUUUUCCUCGACAACUGGAACAUUCAGACGGCUCAUUGGCUCAAAAGAGUGUGUUACGAGCGAUGUCCGUACCACCCGACAGCAGCCACCUUCAUCCUGUCAGCCAUGUGGCACGGAGCUUAUCCUGGAUACUACCUCACCUUCCUCACCGGCAUCGUCAUCACACUGGCUGCUAGAGCGGUCAGACACAAUGUUCGGCCACUUUUCCUGCAGUCACCCACCAACAAACUGGUCUAUGAUGUUAUCACGUGGGCGGCCACUCAGAUCGCCAUCUGCUACACAGUGGUGCCUUUUGUCCUGCUGUCAGUGGGUCCAUCCCUCAAGUUUUACAGGUCCUGGUACUUCAGCCUCCACAUCGGCUGCGUUCUGCUGGCCGUGGCGUUGCCGGUCAAACCAAGACAUCUCCGCCUCAAAGACCAGCAGAAAAACCUGCUCCAGAGGAAAGUCCAGCACCACCUGGAGGAUACAGCCUGCAACUGCAGCCAGAAGGAGAAGGAUACAUGAGACAAAGGACAGAGAACAAUCAUGCACCUCAUCUAAUUUUCAUUUACUUGUAUAGAAGAGAGGACGAGGAGGUGAAGCGUGUCAGACAGACCUUCCUCCGCUCAGGGGACAGAAACAAGACGCUCAUACCACCAAGUUAAAAUACUGUUUUAUUUGGAGUCACAUGAUGACAGCAGGUCCGACUGUCAGAGGCCCAGUGAAGGGUUUCACUCAGAACUUUGUGUUUACAUGAAGAACGAUUGCCGGGACUCAAACUUCAGUAAUUAACAGGAGGAACAUGCUCUGUGUGGAUAAAUCUGCAGUGACAGAGGAUAUAAAUACAUUUAUACUCUGUAGUUGAUGUGGAGCAGCUGCCUGAGCUGUCAUGGCCGCCUGAAGGACCGAACUGACAGUCAGACACCUGCUGACAGAUGAAGGGAGGAUUAAACAACAGGAUGAACAGGGAGAGACUGAACAGAUGAUUAAAUGAGUACAUGGUUGAAUGAAAGCAUGUCAAAGAAAAGUCCAAUAAAUGAGGAGACAGACUGAGAGACUACAUGAGCUGUGCAUCAGUCAGCCAACAGACGCAGACAAUGCUUCAGAUGGUCUUUUCUCCUCCAGACUGUCUGUUGUCAUGUUAUAAUCUAUCAACCACUGCAUCACUGUAUUCAUACAGACAAGUUUGGAGAAAGUGCCAAUGAUUUUUACACUCAGUCGCCUUAGUUGUUGUGUUCUUUAUACGGGAAACGUGUUGAACAGUGAGGAGCGGUAUUUCCUGUGGCGUGAGAGCGGUGACGAGCCCGCAGUGUUUACAUCUGUAGAUGUCACUUUGUGUCAGAUUGUUAUUUAUGUCAUUAUGUGAUUCCAGACUUGUUUGUUGUGAGAUGUGUGGAGAUCCAGUCUGAAGAGAAGAAACGUCACUAAACUUUAAGAAAUGAACACAAACUCUGAAUUUAGAGAUCCAUGAUGUGAACUGAUACCGGACCCACUAUACAGACCAAUCAAACCCAAAAGUCUCACCUGCUCAUUUAUGUUUCAUUUAGAAGCUAACAGGUUAGCUAACCUUGUUAAAACUACAUGCGAAGAUUGGUUUCGGUUCAAUUAAAAUGUUUUCUACCGGUUUGUCCAGCUAAUGCUUUAUUUUCAGGUUAGCUAACAACAUGAUGUAAAAGCUAAAACUGUUAGCUUUGAGUUAGCCACCACUUAAGCAGUUAAGUCAAGUAAGCUAGUUAGUUUAGUAAAAAGUAAUGAAGUACAUGAGUUUAACUGAAAACAGUAUAGAGCAGGUUAGCUAAGAGCACAGUCAGAAGUAAAACAGAUGUACCCAAACAUUUUGGUUUAGUUUAGCUAAUGUGAAUUACAUUUAGCAUGUUGUUGCUGACAUUUUGUUAAAGAGGCUAACCCAAUUGGUUAUGGUUAGCAUAUUAUUUAGUUUAUAUGUAAAACAGUCUGCUUUUGGUGAGCUUACACUUUGAUUUGGAAACUAAAGCAGUUAAGUCAGGUCAGCGUACUCUUUAAUAUAAAAGCUAAAUCAGGUUAAAGUUCUUUAGUGGUCCAGUUUCCUGACAGAGAGAACAACGUAGCAGGUGAGCUAACAGCUGAUGGUUCAAUUCUUCAGCUGAACACUGCAAAAGUUAUUUCCAGAUUAGAGUUGGGGUUUUUGUGUCAUCAGUGAAAACAAUGAAAUGAUUCUGCAGCAGCUCCUGCUGUUUGGGUUCAGAGACUGUUUGGGUCCAGAAACUGUUUGGGUUCAGGUCUUGUGUCUGCGGUCGUCCUCCUUCAGAAAUCAGUCAGCAUACAUUUCUUAGUCUUCUGUGUGUUUUCCUGUUUCCACAUCUGUAAUUUUAGCAUUGUGAUUAUUUGUUGAACUGUUCUGUGACCCGGUUGAGGAUAUUACAGUGCUGAUGAGGUUCUGGCAGUUAUUGAUAUGAUACACAGCAGUUAAUGUUCUCACAGUGAACCAGCCACAGGGCCUGUCUGUAGGUUUGAUAUGGACUAUAUGUUGUUUUUUGUAAAUGAUGUGAUUAAAACUUACAUUUUUUUGACACUAA
Acanthopagrus latus (yellowfin seabream) is the source of this 4461-nucleotide messenger RNA. It is a transcript of the gene mboat2b, whose product is annotated as membrane bound O-acyltransferase domain containing 2b. Lineage: Eukaryota; Metazoa; Chordata; Actinopteri; Spariformes; Sparidae. The record is from RefSeq and is a predicted model, not a curated record. Gene Ontology annotation, cellular component: membrane. Bases 1190 to 2431 code for a protein of 413 amino acids. Gene Ontology annotation, biological process: lipid modification. Gene Ontology annotation, molecular function: acyltransferase activity. The transcript has 13 exons.